GCAUCGAGAAUAGGUAUCACAGUUAAGUAAUACUGAAAGAUAUAAACACCGAACACCAUGCGUUCCUUCAUAAUCAUUGUCUUGUUCGCACUGCUGGCCGUGGCUGCUGCUCAAGGUGGACGUCGUGGCCGCGGAGGUCCUCAGGGUGGACCUCGGGGUGGACCUCAGGGUGGACCACAGGGCGGCCCACAGGGUGGUCCACAAGAAGGACCUCAGGGUGGACCUGGAGGACCUGGUGGACCUGGAGGACCUGGUGGACCAGGUGGACCAGAUGGACCUGGUGGACCCGAUGGACCUUGGGGACUGCCUCCCAAUGCCACCCUCCCAUGCAACAGCACCACAACGACAACAGAAGACAGCACAUCGACCUCAACCACCGAAGCCAGCACCACUGUGGGUUCCGCUUAAUAAGGGAGCUCGCAUUCAAUUUCAAAUCCAUUUUUGGCUUGUUCUCCUCUGCGCUUCCCUUGAUAUUAAUAAAAGCAUUUCUUGUAAGAAUUAAA
Drosophila gunungcola (fruit fly) is the source of this 503-nucleotide messenger RNA. RefSeq names its product circumsporozoite protein. Bases 58 to 408 code for a protein of 116 amino acids. Lineage: Eukaryota; Metazoa; Arthropoda; Insecta; Diptera; Drosophilidae. The record is from RefSeq and is a predicted model, not a curated record. The transcript has a single exon.